AUGGUUGGGAGAUCCCGGCGGCGCGCAGCGGCCAAGUGGGCAACUGUACGGGCCAAUUCGGGACGCAGCCCGGCGGACGAAAAAGACGACGACGCCGAAUUGCCACCUUCACCCGGGGACUCCAGCUACUACCAAGACCAGGUAGAUGAUUUCCAUGAGGCACGAUCCCGGGCUGUCUUGACUAAGGGCUGGAAUGAAGUAGACAGUGGGGACGAGGAGGAGGAUGGCGAUGAAGAGGAGGAGGUACUAGGCCUAGAUAUUGACGAUGAGGACGAUGAAGAUGGUGAAAGUGUUGGGGGUGAGGAGGAUGAAAGUGAUGAUGAUGGUGGAAGCUCCAUGCAGAGCGAGACUGAGGCCUCUGUGGAUCCCAGUUUGUCGUGGGGUCAGAGGAAGAAACUUUAUUAUGACACGGACUAUAGCCCCAAGUCCCGAGGCCGCCAGAGUCAACAAGAAAUAGAGGAGGAAGAAAGAGAGGAGGAAGAGGAAGCACAGAUCAUCCAACGGCGGCUAACUCAAGCUCUUCAAGAGGAUGAUUUUGGAGUCACUUGGGUGGAGGCUUUUGCAAAACCGUCGCCCCAGGUAGAUGAGGUCGGGACACAGGUUGUGAAGGAUUUAACGAAAGUUUCGGUGAAAGAGAAGCUGAAAAUGCUGCGGAAGGAAUCACCAGAGCUCUUGGAGUUGAUAGAAGACUUGAAAGGCAAAUUGACAGAGUUGAAGGAUGAGUUGGAGCCAUUGCUAAGGUUGGUGGAGCAAGGAAUCAUUCCACCAGGAAAAGGAAGCCAAUACUUGAGGACCAAGUACAACCUCUACUUGAACUACUGUUCCAACAUUAGUUUUUAUUUGAUCCUGAAAGCUAGGAGAGUUCCUGCACAUGGACAUCCUGUCAUAGAAAGGCUUGUUACCUACAGAAAUUUGAUCAACAAGCUGUCAUUUGUGGAUCAGAGGCUGUCCUCUGAAAUUCGUCAUCUACUUAAACUUAAAGAUGGUACUGGAAAGAAAGAAUUUAAUUUCAAAGUAAAAUCCACCAAGGCCAAGCCAAAGUCUGUUUCAGAGACUUCUGCUGCUACUUCUGAUGUUACAGAGCUUUCUGAUGAUUCUAAUUUUGUUAAGGAAGCUGCCCUGAAAUACUGUAAGGAAAUAGAAGAGGGACAAAAGUUGAAGAGGAAGAAAGAAGAAAGCACUGAAGAACAGGCUCUUGAAGAUCAAAAUGCAAAGAGAGCCAUUACCUAUCAGAUUGCUAAAAAUAGAGGACUUACACCUAGGAGAAAGAAGAUUGAUCGAAAUCCCAGAGUGAAACACCGGGAGAAGUUCAGAAGAGCCAAAAUUCGCAGAAGAGGCCAAGUUCGUGAAGUACGCAGAGAAGAGCAACGUUACAGUGGUGAAUUAUCUGGCAUCCGUGCAGGAGUUAAAAAGAGCAUUAAACUUAAAUGA
Messenger RNA from Orycteropus afer afer, 1431 nucleotides. It is a transcript of the gene UTP3, whose product is annotated as UTP3 small subunit processome component. Gene Ontology annotation, cellular component: small-subunit processome; nucleolus. Lineage: Eukaryota; Metazoa; Chordata; Mammalia; Tubulidentata; Orycteropodidae. The record is from RefSeq and is a predicted model, not a curated record. The coding region runs from base 1 to 1431 and encodes 476 amino acids. The transcript has a single exon. Gene Ontology annotation, biological process: maturation of SSU-rRNA from tricistronic rRNA transcript (SSU-rRNA, 5.8S rRNA, LSU-rRNA).